CAAGGUUAUUAGAGGUCGUGCACAUUAUGAAUAAUCUAUGAGACAGUACGGACAAAGUGUACCUACACAAUAUGGGAUAACAUGGAAAAUAUAUUGAUACAAAUGUUAUAGAAUAUAGUAUUAAAUAAUAAACGCUACUCUGAGAAUGAUUCCGUCUUGGCUCCCUGUCGUUAGAGCAUCGGCAAUAGGUUGGACACCAUUACUGCAAAGCAAACUUCCAGAUGAGCCUUUUAUAACAAGCAGGAGGUGUUUCAGAGAUCAGAAAAUAAUAAUAAAUGUAAGUGGAAGAAGGUUUGAAACACGGAAGUCUACGCUGGAAAAAUUUCCAGAUACUUUGCUUGGUUCAGACGAAAAAGAUUACUUUCAAGAUCCUGUAUCAAAAGAGUAUUUCUUCGAUAGAGAUCCUGAACUUUUUCGAUAUAUAAUGGAGUAUUAUCGUUCGGAGAGGCUACACCUACCAAAGGAUUCCUGUGUGACUGCAUACCAUGAAGAACUUCUUUAUUUCGGAAUAAUGCCAGAAAUUAUGGGAGACUGCUGUUAUGAAGAGUAUCUGGAUAAAUACAGGGAAAACAGAGAAAGGCAACAAGAAGACAAAGAAGAGACAUCUGAUGAUGAACAGCCAUCAACACGUUUCAGGGACAAGUUGUGGCGCGCUUUCGAAAACCCGCAAGCUUCAACUCUUGCAGUAGUUCUUUACUACGUUACUGGUUUUUUCAUAGCAGUAUCUGUGCUUGCAAAUGUAACAGAAACAGUUUCCUGUGGUAUAAGUAACGAGAGUGGUGACAGUAUCCCUUGUGGUGAAAAGUACAACGCUGCUUUUUUCUGCUUGGACACCGCCUGUGUACUGUUGUUUACCAUUGAAUAUUUAGCAAGACUGUAUGCAGCUCCAGCAAGAUGUAAAUUUGUCAGAUCUGUCAUGUCAAUUAUUGAUAUAGCUGCAGUUUUCCCCUAUUACGUUGGACUUUUUAUGUCUAACAACAAAGAGUUUUCAGGUGCAUUCACCACUUUACGUGUAUUUCGCGUCUGUCGUAUUUUCAAAUUUUCAAGACAUAGCAAAGGAUUAAGAAUUCUGGGUUGUACCCUGCGUUGUUGUGCUUCCGAACUUGGGUUUCUUUUGUUUACCAUAACGAUGGGUGUUAUCAUUUUUUCGACGGUUAUGUUCUAUGCAGAGAAAUCGGAGAUGUCACAGUUUAGUAGCAUACCAGCAGCGUUUUGGUACACGAUAGUGACUAUGACAACUCUUGGAUACGGUGAUAUAGUGCCAACUACAAUUAUUGGUAAAAUUGUCGGUGGUGUUUGUUCCCUUUCUGGUGUACUUGUUAUCGCAUUACCAGUCCCAGUGAUUGUUUCACACUUUGCCAGAAUAUAUCAACAAAAUCAAAGAACAGAUAAAAGAGAAGCUCAAAAAAAGGCUAGGCUAUCACGUCUAUCAGAGAUGAAAGCUGUAGCAGAAACUGCAUUUUUAGAAGGCAAGAAAAAGUAUAAGAAUCAAUUAACUGAAUAUACUAAUACAAUUAAUAACGUUAUAAAUAACGAGAGAGACGAUGACAAAGUAAAGAUUAUAAAGAAUGAAUUAGAAAGUGAUAAAUUUUAUUGUAAUGAACAAAUAAUACAGAAAAGCAAUGAUGAAUAUAAAACUGAUGUCAAGGAUUUAUUUGAACAACAGUAUUAUCAUUUAAUUGAUUGCCUUCAACAAACAACUGGGUUGGAAGUUACUGAAUCCAAUACUUUUUCAUCCAGUGGAAAUACUGGUCGAGUUACACAUAGAAGAAAUAACUCCAGUACAAAACAUUCACGAAGACGUAAAUCAUUACAUGGUUCAUGUAAUUUAGGAGAAUUGCAAAAAACACAAAUGGAGUUGGUGCCGAAACUGACUCAUCAGUUGAAUGUACUUACAUCCUAUGAAUAAUAUUGUCCCCACUUCAACUCAAACUCGGUAUCGAUCGCUUCAAACGCCAAAGCGUAAUCUACUACACCAAUGAGUCACAAAUAAGAGGAGAUGCACGUCCUGGAUUCCACUGCUAAUCAUCAUUAAUCAUCCUUCCAGGAGCCCAUACUUCAAUAGAGACCGAUCGAAUUCAGUCUAAUUAACGACAAGAUAAUACAAACAAUAGCAUGAAAUUGUUCAUCGUUAAGAAAUAUGGUUUUAUUCAUAUAUUGUCAUAAAGUGAAUGGAAGUUAAAGUUUUUCGUGUUUUUUUUUUCAAAACUUUAUCUUCUGGUGAAGAAAAAUGAUUUUGUACUGUUACACUUUUCACUGUAUUGAUUAUCUUUUUCUUUAUUUUAUUGUUGUAAUCACGAUGAUGAUGAUGAUGAUGAUAGGCAGUUAAGUGCUAACAGCUUCCUAUUGAAGUGUCUUCUCUCUUUGCUUUUUUACCUAGGCAUGUUGGUAACACUUUAUCAUUUUUCAGUCUUAUGCAACUAGUUUGCUUUUAUUGAAAGUGUAAUUAGUUGAUUAACCAAUUAAUUAAUUAAUUGAUUUAUUUAUUUCGAAGUGAAUAAAUAUUUUAUCUUU
Heterobilharzia americana is the source of this 2514-nucleotide messenger RNA. NCBI's taxonomy places the organism in Eukaryota, Metazoa, Platyhelminthes, Trematoda, Strigeidida, Schistosomatidae. The record is from the annotation of a GenBank genome assembly.